UACAAUCCAGCGUCCAGACCCUAGAGUCCAGAGUCCUGUCUGAAUUUUCCAGGUAAUUUUUAUCCUUUCGGUGAAUUGGGUCACUUCAUGACCUGCCCUCGGAUUAAUAGCUAUUAAUGUCUCAACAAAAUCAAAUCCUUCCCGGUCUCGUACAACGAGGCUUCGUUGGAGCUUCUCACUAUGAGAAUACACGGCAAGAUUAUCCUGUGGAGGCCGUGGAGUUCUUUUUGAAUAAUCUUGCAGUGAAUGAGAUCGUAACCCGGGAUCGCCCUUUCGCCAUUUUGGAAGUCGGCUGUGGCACGGGAAAGUUCACUCGGGUGAUGUUAAAAAUAUUAGAGCUAAAAGAGGUCAAAGAUAUCAAAGUGAUUGCCAGCGAACCACAUCAGAACAUGUACGAGGAAUUUAAAGUGGUUAUGCCUGAUACUGAAAUUAUCCAAUGCUCUGCCGAGAAAAUACCCCUCCCUGACGCAAGUGUGGACGUGGUUAUUGCGGCCCAAAGUUUUCACUGGUUUGCAAACCGCGCAGCUGUUGAGGAGAUUCACAGAGUUCUUGCUCCAAGUGGAUCCUUUGGAAUGAUUUGGUCAAUCGAAGACACUUCUGUUCCGUGGGUGAAAGAUCUGUACGAAUUUAUGUGGCCCAUUAUUGAGCAAAAAUCCAUAGUUUUUCCUUACCAAGAAAGUUGGAAAACUCUUUUUGGCGGACUCUGCCAGCAGUUAUUUCGCGCUCCAAAAGAAAAUCUAAGCUUUAGGCAUCGUUUCCCUUUCUCUGUUGAAAAGGCGUACGAGUUUUUCUCUUCGUAUUCUGUAAUAGCUGGCGGUAGCGAACAAACUAAGAAAGCUUUCAAAAAGAGUUUUGAUAAUGCUAUGGAAAAACAUUUCAAAGGAAAUGGAAUUCCUUUGCAUCAUAUUUCCUUUCAAAUCUAUAUGUACUGGUGUACUAAGACAACUUCAAAUUAGUGGAGGUUACGCACUACGGGUUUGCUGUGGCUUUGUGCGGGUUUCUAUUUGACAUUUUCAUUCGAUUACUCGGGGAAAUCUUCGCUGACGUCAUGGUUUGCUUUCUUCCUUGUUAGCAUUUGACUUUACAUAGAGAAGACGCACUGCUAGCUAAAUACGAAUUGAUUCCAGACAUUGAAAGAGCUUGUAAAAGCUUAUGUUUAACUAUUUGGGUGUAGUAUUGCAAGGGAUAUUGACUUUCAAAAACGGUAAAAUUUCUGGGUUGCAAAAACGCAAACGAGUGUUAACAUCCUAGUUUAAUCCUGCCUACAUUAUUUACACUAUAAUUUACCGAAUUUCAUUUUGAUUAUUUGUAACAUUUUCGCUAUGUAUAAUUAACUGUUUUACAGGAGUUAAGUGUAAACUGUUUCCAGGCUUUUGUGUUGCUGAAAUUAAAGGUGAGUAAAUAGU
This is a messenger RNA of Orbicella faveolata, 1406 nucleotides long. RefSeq lists its product as uncharacterized. The record is from RefSeq and is a predicted model, not a curated record. Gene Ontology annotation, molecular function: S-adenosylmethionine-dependent methyltransferase activity. Lineage: Eukaryota; Metazoa; Cnidaria; Anthozoa; Scleractinia; Merulinidae.